GGAGGACGAGGAGGAGGACGAGGAGGAGGAGGAGGUGGAGGUGGAGGAGAGUAGAGGAGGAGUUUACGGCUUUGAAUCGAGGAUUUGAAUGGGUGGGCCAGGAGCCGGUAGGGUAACAGGGCACGAGCUAAACGCGGUGCCAAAGAGCAACGUCGGUCACGGGGAUCGGAUCCUCGUAAUCGGCGAGCCACCAGCACCAGGCUGUCCUUGUCAUUCGGCUUGUCCGGCUCGCGGUCUAGCGCAAGGCGUCGUCUCCGCCCAAUCGCCGGCCUCGCCGCCGUCUCUCACCUCGCUUCACAUUGCCAACAACAACAAUUGUUCUAUCCUUAACGGGAACAAUCGCAAUCGCAAUCGCAACCGCAACCGCAACAGCAAUACCAACAACAACAACAAGGACGAUUCGUCGAACGUUGUACCCAACGGUAGCAGUAUCAAUACCACCACCAAAGCUAAGGCAGCAGCUGCCAUGUCCUCACCACCGAAACAUCGCAGGGGCUUCGACCCUAACGAUGCUAAUGUCAACGAUUAUCGCCGCUAUCGUCGCGUUAAGACGAAACAGCGAGGCUUUGUAUGUUCCACACCGUGACCUUGGGCGCCGGACACAGACCUUCCUGACAUCUCCCGACACAUCCACCAGCACUAAAAGGCUAAUUCAAACACACACAAAGCUUGCGAUGUUCGAUGUUGGACCGCUUACAAUGGUUGUGUACCCCCCGCCAUGAAAAAAAAAAAAAAAAAAAAUAAAUAAACCAAUAAAAAAAUAAAAAAGAUCAUGCGAUUAUGAAAUAAGCAAAAAGCACGACAGUCGAAAGCAAAAAAAAAAUAAAUAAAUAAAUAAAUAAAAAGUCGAACUCUAAAGAACGUGAGAAGUAAAUCGAAUUAAAUAAGAAAAAUGAGAAAUCACCGCUUUCUUCUGCUGCGUCACGUGA
Messenger RNA from Vespula pensylvanica (western yellowjacket), 929 nucleotides. RefSeq lists its product as uncharacterized. The transcript has 2 exons. The record is from RefSeq and is a predicted model, not a curated record. Bases 89 to 586 code for a protein of 165 amino acids. NCBI's taxonomy places the organism in Eukaryota, Metazoa, Arthropoda, Insecta, Hymenoptera, Vespidae.